AUGAGUCAAUCAUCCCUUUUGAUCCGUAACGGAGGUUACUCCAAUGGAGAUCGUAACGCCACUCAAUUGGAAGAUGAUAUCAUACGCAUACCGGAGUGUGAUCUCAAUGACGUCAAGGAGUGUUUCCGUCUCACGCUCAUUGGACGUGUUUUCCACAUCCGUGGAAGGAGCAUCGAUGCCCUGAUCAACCUUCUCCCCCGCCCCCGGAUCUGGAAUGUAGAGGGAAAAGUCCGUGGACUGAACCUCGGGAAUGGCCGCUUUCAAUUCGAUUUUGACAAAGAGGAGGACUUGCAGACGGUCCUAAAUAAGCGUCCCUGUCAUUUCAACCAGUGGAGUUUCGCGCUGGAACGUUGGGAACCCUUCACUAGCGAAAAUUUUCCAAACACGAUCCCGUUUUGGAUCAAUGUGACGGGAGUCCCAGUUCAUUUUUGGAAUGAUAAAACUUUCACGGAGAUUGCUAACGCGCUUGGGAAAAAACUCCUAGUCGAUGAAAAAAAGGCGCGAAUCCAAGUCUCCAUUGACGCGGACAAACCCCUGCAAUUUGAGCGAAGAAUAGGAUUCCCAAGUGGAGACAUCAGGAAAGUAUCGUUAUCUUAUGAUGGCCUUCACCGUUACUGUUUCACCUGCAACCUCAUCUCUCAUGAUGAAAAUACAUGCCCCCUGUUGGCACCAGAGGAAAGAGAACUUAAGAGGAAGCUGCGACAGGAAAAUUUAGAGAACAAUGAACGGGCAAGAUUCCCUAUUCAAGGCUCCCAAGGUUUUAACUCUCGAAAUCCGCUAAAGCGAGCCCGCUCCCCUACUAAUGGGAGUCAUCCUAGCCCCUCGGAAACCACGAGAUAUAGCGAACUCAACCGUGAGGAGAAAAGAAGAAGAAGCGCGUCCUCGUCCUAUCAACCUCGCGAAACUCGAGUCACUGAUCCUCGUGCUAGAGAUCGCAAGAGUUCGAGCAGACAAGAGAACCACUACACCCAUCAUGGCAGAGAAGUAUGGAGCCGUCUGGAAAACCCAGCUAGGAAGAAGGAACUGCAAAGAUCACAAAGAGGACGCACCACAAAACACUCUGAACGGAACAUCUUUCGCAAGGAGACGUCCCGUCCAAGCAACAAACCUUACGCUGAAUGGCGACCACAAAGCUUUUCUGGAGAACACAGAAACAGAUCAGGCAACUACUUGGCACCUCGCCGGACGGAGGACGAACGUAUGGAAAGAUCUAGAGCUACUUUUGACUCUCAAAAGACCAUUACGGACAAUCGUGUAUCCCUGGAAUCAGGAGAGUUUUUUGAAACUCAUCGAUCGGAUUUUGACGCUGCAAUGGCAGAGGAGGAAAGGAUCCGUCGCCUCAAAGGCAAAGCCAUUGCCACCGGACCACCUUCACCAACGCACAAGACUCCCCAGACCCUGAACCGUGUGAACCAAGGAAUCAUUCUAACUUCGCCCGUUAAGCCAACCGACGCAUCACAAGUCCAAAGGUAUGAUCAACCUUUAUUAGAACAAGAGGAUGCUAUUCUUGAGUUAGAAGAAGGUUUAGAUCAGGCCCUAGAUGUUCCUCUAACUGAGCUUGAAUCUACUGAGGUUGAUAACCUAGUUCUGGAAACAAAACGUCUUGAAAUGGCUGAGAAAAUGAUGGCUGAAAAUAAUAUAGAUGAGAAUAUGAUUGACCUGGAUAAUGAUGAUCUCCUUGGAGAUGAGCUCCUUGGAGAGACGCCUGACCUUGUUGAUGCAGAAAAAAUUGAGGCCAUUUCUCAGCUCUCUCCAGCAAAUGCUGUGUCAAAGAAAGUAGAAUCUACGAACAAGCAAAAGGAACGUGCAAAGACAGCCACUUACAUUCAAGAAGAGGCGCUAGCAUCAGGGUUGGGUGUCUACGUCCCAAAAGGCCUACUGAAGAAGAAGGCCCCCCGAUCUCCUGAUAUAAAAGGAGCGAGGGCAUCCAAGAAACUCCAAGGCCUCGGUGGCCGUGCUUCCCCAAAGAAGAAGACUACACUGGGUAAACGCCCAUCAUCUUUUUCGUCUAAGGUCCCUCGCAUUGAGGUGUUUCCUUCUGCUUCACGCAAGAAAUAUGUGUCCCUUUCAGGUUCGGUGGUGUCCCAGAAACCACCCAGUAAGAGGAUAUGA
This is a messenger RNA of Brassica napus (rape), 2112 nucleotides long. RefSeq lists its product as uncharacterized. The record is from RefSeq and is a predicted model, not a curated record. Lineage: Eukaryota; Viridiplantae; Streptophyta; Magnoliopsida; Brassicales; Brassicaceae. The coding region runs from base 1 to 2112 and encodes 703 amino acids. The transcript has a single exon.